AUGAAGCGACCCCUAAUUCAAUGGCGGUUUUCUUCCCGUUUUCCCGCGCAUUCCCCCCUCUGCCGGCUGCUCAACCUCUUCCCAUCUCCUUCCCCCCCUUUCACCCCCGCCGCGUCCUCCUUCCGCCGGCUGUUCCCCCUCUUCCCCCCACCCCCCCGUCCGCGUCCUCUCUUCCGCCGGCUGUUCCCAGGGGCGAGCACCGUCGCGGAAGGCGGAGCCCCCGGCGACUGCCGAUUCCAGCCGCUGACGCUGCUGCCAGAGGAUCACGAAAACGGGGAGCCUUGUAACGAGUACGACUACGCGGCGUGCGCGGAAGAGGACCUCGAUGCGUACCUCGAGUCGCUUCCCAAGUCGAACCGAUGGACAGAACUCGAAGCGUCGUGCGCGUGGCUGGACCAGGCCAACAUCCGCAUUGAGGAGCUAGACCUCACGCACGGCCUGCCGGAGCACCUCGCGCCCAGACGCCAUAGCAAGGAGUUCGCACUCAGGCCGAGUCCGCAGCAGCAGAAUCACCACUCCCAGCUCACAUCUGCACCGCUCCCCAUCCCUCACCACCAUGCCUCUUCCUCCCCUGGUGUACCCCAUGGCCAGUCCUCCUCCUACUCCUCCUCUCCGGGUGCCCCCUUUGAUCCGAUUCACAACUCUUCCUCUUCCCCGGGCAUGCCCUUAGCCCCACUGCACCAAUCCUCGUCCUCUCCUAGACUGCCCCUGGCGCCCAUUCACCAGGCCUCAUUUCACCACUCUUCCUCCUCUCCCGGAAUGCUGGUUCAUCCCAGUGGCGUUCCCUUAACGAAAUUUGCUGUGCCAGAACACAGCGGGGUGCAGUAUCAACCGGGCGUUCUUUACAGUCACAUGGAUGGGGCCGAUCUGGGGGGCAGCAGUGGCAUCUACAGUGCGAAAUUCAUUGAUGCAGAGGAAGAGGUCACGGGUGUAGAAAUCAUUGGGGCGAGUAACAUAGUCUUGGGUGGUGGUAACCCUACGCCGGCUGGUACAGCCGGUUACAGCUCUCGCCAUCCCAACUUUGGAGGCAGCGCCAGGUUUAUUGCUCCUAAAAUGGCCAUGCACGAGCAGCAGCAUCCUCGUCAGCACAUGCCACGUCAGCACCAGGCGUUUGCCACGCCAGCUAUUAUUGAAGCCUCAGCGGCCAUCGAAAACAAAACAGCUAUUAUUGAAGCCUCAACGGCUAUUGAAGCCACCGAAGCCGCUCCGUCCAGCACUCCUCGAGGCGACUCCGUCGGAACAGCUGGAGACGAUGGCGGACUUAAUGCCGACGCGGCAGCAAACGCUAAUCGCGGACAUUGGAGAGAGGACGAGGUCAUCGAGCUCGUUAAAGCCCACGUGGAGCUCGACCCGGAAUACCACAUCAUGCGGGGAGUUCAAGGCUCCAACUACUACGGCGAAUUGUACCGCAUUCUGCGGGCGAAAUUCCCCGAUUUCCGUCACACGGAGGGGUCCGUCAAGACGAAGCUGUUCCGCCUGAAAGGACAGUACUUGCAGCUGCGAGAUCGGAUUGAGCGGUCCGCAUCUGCUGCUCCCCGGAAUCUACCGGAUUGGUUUGUCUUGCUCGACACGGUCAUGGCACGGGAGUCCAGCAAUCGGCAGAAUGCGACGGCGGCGAACCAGCAAGGCUCUCGGCUGAGGAUGGGAACUGGUGGGUUUGGUGAGGGAAGGAAGAAGCGGGGAGCAGCAGCGAGAGGGGCAGGGAUGCUGUCAGGGCCCGAAGCAUCCAUUGCUGCGGCUAUGGCUGAAAAGUUUGCUGCUGCAAUGGGCUCUGCGGUGACAAACGCAUGCUUUCAGUUUGAGGAGCUUACCCGAGAGCUGCUGGAGAAUUCAUGCUCUCAGUUUGAGGAGCUUUCAGCUAGAUUGGCUGAAAAUGCAGCUGCUCAGUUUGAGGAUGUUGCUAGAGAGCUGGCAGCUAACUUUGUGGCUAACCAAGACGUAAAGAGGCGUAGAAGGUAA
This is a messenger RNA of Closterium sp. Naga37s-1, 1959 nucleotides long. The record is from the annotation of a GenBank genome assembly. NCBI's taxonomy places the organism in Eukaryota, Viridiplantae, Streptophyta, Zygnematophyceae, Desmidiales, Closteriaceae.